Messenger RNA from Thamnophis elegans (Western terrestrial garter snake), 1284 nucleotides. RefSeq names its product potassium channel tetramerization domain containing 16 (gene KCTD16). Gene Ontology annotation, molecular function: protein binding. Gene Ontology annotation, cellular component: presynaptic membrane; postsynaptic membrane. Bases 1 to 1284 code for a protein of 427 amino acids. NCBI's taxonomy places the organism in Eukaryota, Metazoa, Chordata, Lepidosauria, Squamata, Natricidae. Gene Ontology annotation, biological process: regulation of G protein-coupled receptor signaling pathway; protein homooligomerization. The transcript is spliced from 2 exons. The record is from RefSeq and is a predicted model, not a curated record.
AUGGCCUUGAGUGGAAACUGCAGGACUUACCUCCCUCCUAGAGAACAAGCAACUGCUGCACAUCCUUUCCCAGAGGUGAUAGAACUGAAUGUGGGGGGCCAGGUUUACUUCACUCGUCUCUCCACGUUAACAGGCCUUCCUCAAUCCCUGCUUUGGAAAAUGUUCACCUCCAAAAAAGAAACAGCCAAUGACCUGGCCAAAGAUUCCAAAGGAAGGAUUUUCAUUGAUCGCGAUGGCUUCCUAUUCCGUUACAUUCUGGACUAUCUCAGGGACAAGCAGGUGGUCCUGCCCGACCAUUUUCCAGAGCGAGGAAGGCUCAAGAGGGAAGCCGAGUACUUUCAGCUCCCAGAUUUGGUCAAACUUCUGACGCCCGAUGAGAUCAAGCAAAGCCCUGACGAUUAUUGCCAUAGUGACUAUGAGGAGGUUUCCCAAAGCAGUGACCCAAGAAUAUGCGCCCCUUCAUCUCUCAUGGCCUCGGAUAGAAAGUGGGGCUUCAUUACCAUUGGCUACAGAGGUUCAUGCCCCAUGGGCAGAGAGACCCAAGCAGAUGCCAAAUUCAGAAGAGUCCCGAGGAUUUUGGUUUGUGGCAGGAUUGCUCUAGUCAAAGAAGUUUUUGGAGAAAGUUUGAAUGAAAGCAGAGACCCAGAUCGAGCUCCCGAUAGAUACACUUCUAGGUUCUACCUGAAGUUCAGGCACCUGGAACGGGCUUUUGAUAUGUUGUCAGAAUGUGGCUUCCACAUGGUAACCUGCAAUUCCUCUGUGACGGCUUCUUUUGUCAAUCAGUACACUGAUGAUAAAGUGUGGUCCAGCUACACAGAAUAUGUCUUUUAUCGUGAACCAUCACGAUGGUCAUCAUCACACUGUGACUGCUGUUGCAAAAAUGGCAAAGGUGAUAAAGAAGGCGAAAGUGGCACAUCCUGCAAUGAACUCUCCACCUCUAGCUGUGACAGCCAAUCAGAAGCCAGCUCCCCUCAAGAGACUGUCAUCUGUGGCCCAGUCACUCGCCAAUCCAAUAUACAGACUCUGGAUCGACCAAUCAAGAAAGGUCCUGUGCAGCUCCUUCAGCAGUCUGAAAUCCGGAGAAAAAGUGACUUGCUCCGAACUCUAACUUCUGGCUCUAGAGAAUCCAACUCUAGCAAAAAAAAAGCAGCAAAAGAAAAGCUCUCAAUUGAGGAAGAAUUAGAAAAAUGCAUCCAGGAUUUUCUCAAAAUCAAAAUCCCAGACAGGUUUCCAGAACGAAAACAUCCCUGGCAAUCUGAACUUUUACGAAAAUAUCAUCUAUAG